Fusarium verticillioides 7600 is the source of this 597-nucleotide messenger RNA. RefSeq lists its product as hypothetical. The transcript has a single exon. The record is from RefSeq and is a predicted model, not a curated record. Bases 1 to 597 code for a protein of 198 amino acids. NCBI's taxonomy places the organism in Eukaryota, Fungi, Ascomycota, Sordariomycetes, Hypocreales, Nectriaceae.
AUGGAAGACUCACCUCCCAACACCUCAGAGGGAUCUAGCACCCCUCCACCCGAAAUAACACCCGAAACGUCGAUACGAAUCGUUCGGGUGCCUCAAGUUCAGGCCUUGCCAGAGGGCGUACCCCCUCCCGCGACAGCGCUCGAGACAGAAGACUACUACGGUCUCUGGCGCAACAAACCCCGACUCCUCGCGCGAUCAAACUACCCCGAUGACCAAUGGUCGGGCUUGUGCAACGGCUGGUCGCAGGUCGAGGAUUCCCAUCCAUUCAAACUUCUCUGGUCCGAUCCUGAGAGAAUUAUCCAGAAGGAACUGGUGGGUGCGCUGAAGUAUACGAAGUGGAAAUGCUUCCAGGCCUAUCGCAUCGGGAGCGCACUGCAAGAAAGUCAGGUGAAACUCCUGAUCAUUGUCGAGACCAACUCUACGACUUAUUCGCAUGCUUGGGGUAUCGCACGAUUGUGUAGGGACAUCUUGAGGGGUUAUGACAUUACGGAUGUUGAGGUUGAGGUUCAGGAGUGUACCGGUUGCUGGGCUAUCAAUCGAAUACGGGAGUCGGUGGGACCUGAGGUGAUUGUACAAGAUUGUCCUAUUUGCCAUUGA